Messenger RNA from Umbelopsis ramanniana AG, 2421 nucleotides. RefSeq lists its product as uncharacterized. The coding region runs from base 16 to 2031 and encodes 671 amino acids. Gene Ontology annotation, molecular function: RNA binding; transmembrane protein transporter activity. Gene Ontology annotation, cellular component: Sec62/Sec63 complex. Lineage: Eukaryota; Fungi; Mucoromycota; Umbelopsidomycetes; Umbelopsidales; Umbelopsidaceae. The record is from RefSeq and is a predicted model, not a curated record. The transcript has 12 exons. Gene Ontology annotation, biological process: post-translational protein targeting to endoplasmic reticulum membrane; SRP-dependent cotranslational protein targeting to membrane.
ACCGCUCUUGUCAUCAUGGCUCAAUAUACUUAUGACGAGCAAGGCGUCACCUUCAACUACUUUGUAUUGUCGGUGUUAGCGCUCUUCUUAGUACCACUUACCUUGCAAUGGAUUUACCAAACAUUUAAGGACGCCAAAGCAAAAGCUGGAAAAACAUAUUGUAAUUGCGAGCCAUGUAAAAGCAAAUCCGCACGACUAGCAGCAGCAAGGAAACGUAGUGCUGUCAGACAUGUUGCUAACGCUAGAAUACUGUUCAUUGUAUUGGGAUGGAUUCUAUUUUCCUUCCUCGCCUACAAGAUUUCCAUGACUGAAGUUCACAAGGUGGUUUGGGAUCCUUAUGAUAUUCUUCAAAUACCUGAGGGCACCGAGCUUUCGGAUAUCAAGAAAACUUACAGAAAACUUUCCUUGGUGUAUCAUCCUGAUAAAGCUCCCAAGGAUCAGGCUGAAGAGUACGAAGCCAAGUUUGUGGAAAUCACAAAGGCAUAUAAAGUACUUACCGAUGAAGAUACUCGUAAAAACUAUGAAGAAUAUGGUCACCCUGACGGAAAGCAAUCAUAUACCAUGGGAAUCGCUCUACCUAAAUGGCUCGUAGAAGGCAGCAACUCUUACUUCACACUCGCUUUCUAUGGCUUGUUGUUUGGUAUCUUGCUCCCUACUCACAUCGCAAGAUGGUGGUAUCGUUCACGAAGAUUGACCAAGGAUAGAAUUCUCAAUGGUUCAAUGGCUUUAUUCUUCAAAGAGUUGAAAGAGAACUCCACUCAUCGCGACCUCAUUGAUAUUCUCUCCACAUCCGUCGAAUUCAAGGAAAAGCUCACUAUCCGUCCCUCUGAUGAAGCCAGCCUUGUUCCCAUCGUAACCAUCAUAAAGGAAGAAAUGGAGAACCGAUAUGGUCAAAAGUUUGAAAAGAGCAAGAGACAGUUCUCGGCGCCAUAUUGCUACAAGGUUAAGGUUCUAAUUUAUGCUCAUCUAUUGAGAGUUGAGGUAACAGAUGCCGGACUGAUCAAGGAUCAACAAUUCAUCGUUGAAACGUCUGUCCAUCUUCUCAACGGUUUGCUUCAAAUUGCUUUGGUUAAGCUAUGGUUACAAUCAUCCUCCCGUAUUAUGGAUCUAUCUCAAUCACUUGUCCAAGCUAUCUUUCCUGGAGAGUCAGCACUUUUGCAGCUACCAUACGUUAAUAACGCACUUCUUCGACAAUACUACCGAUCCAAGAAACGCACUUUCCCCAGUGUUCAAAAGUUCUUGGAUGCCCCUGAGGAUCAACGCAAAGCAUUACUCAAGCCAUUAUCAAACGACCAAUACUUGGACUGCAUGGAGGUUGCUAAAGCUAUUCCUCAGUUGCAUACAUUAAAGGCGGAAUUUAGAGUUGCCGGCGACAGUAUUCUUACCGUUGGGGCCAUUGUGACCUUUAUUUUGAAACUGCAAAAUGGUGUUGUUGUUGGUGUUGAAUCAGCAAAGACAAAUGGCAAGGGUGUUGAGCAAAGCGAAAUCAAUGAAAAGGAGGACGAGGACGAUGAAGCAUUAGAUGCUGUUGAUGCUAUCAUAGAAGGCAAGAAAGAAAUCAAGGAAUCUGACGAACGCAUCAGUCCUGCCCACGCUCCUUACUUCCCUGGUGAAAAGAAGCCAUACUGGUGGGUAUACCUCGGUGACCCCAAGGUCAAUCGCAUCAUCGUGCCCCCACAAAAGAUCACCGACAUCGUCACCAAGAAAACUAUUAAGAUUCAAUUCCCUGGACCACCCAAAGCUGGCACAUACACUUUCUCAUACUUUGUCCGCUCCGACUCAUUUGUGGGCACCGAUUUACGUCAAGACAUUAAGCUCGUUAUUCAGGAACCUUCUGAUCUCCCACCGGAGGAUGACAUCGACGACACUAUCUCGGAACCUGAUGAGGAUAGUAUUGCUGGACAAAUGAAGUUGAUGCGCGAACAAGGUAUCAGUGGAGCUAUUUCUGGUCCACCAAAACCCCAGACCAAUCAAAAACCCAAAGCUGAUGAUAACGACAGCGAUACCGACAGUGAUAGCGACGAUGACUAGUCAACUACUCUCUCAAAUCAAGUUAUACUAAGAGUAAGAAACAAAAAUCCGCACAACCACUUUGACUUGUAUUUUCCUACAUUUUUGAAUUUUUUUUUUUCACUUUCUUUAUUGAUAUAAGAAAAAGAAGUGAAAAGGGGCAGCCAUAGAAGCAUUAACUUGAUUCGAUCGUAGUCUACUUUUUAUAGAUAUUGAAAAAGUGUACAUGAAUGCUAACAUUUGUGACUAAAUCCGAAAAGCUGUUGUUCUAUUUCUUUUUUGCUGUAACUGAUGGAGAGGGAACAUGAGAUUUUUUCAGUAUGUAUUGAGGUCAGAGGACACUGAAUAUAGCACUUACCAUUAAACUACAAUGUCGAAAACAGUAUCCAGAGAGAAAGAAAUUUAUAUGAG